AUGGUAACAACUGUUGUUAUACUCAAAGCCACGGGUAAAGGUAGGUUAUACAUAACGUUAUGGGAAAAGCGUUAUAUAUGUUAGACAAAGGUGAUAUAUGUGGUGAACAUAAAAAUUAGGUUAAGGAGAAUGUUUUUAUCUUAAAAACAGAUCUUAGAUUGAAUAAUAUGGCUUUUUGUCAAACAUAAAGUAUUCUCUUCUACUGUUAUAUUUUUAGGUAUGGGUGUAUACAAGUACUGUCUGCUUCAUGAAUUAGUGUGGAACUACUUGUUUGACAGUUUUAUGUGUUUGUGGAUCCCAAUCGAGUUGUUUCCUCUCCAAUGUUCGUAUAGUGCUGGUAUGUUUCGUCAUUUAAGUGGAAAUUACCAAAAGUUUGCUGUGAUUGCAGCUGGUUUCUUUUCAGUUGGCAAGGUCUUUGCUAUCUUUGUGGCUAUUACUUACAGGUAUUCACAGGUACGUUUAUGUAAGUUUUAUUUUAAAAGUUAAAAUAUUUUAGCACUAACUGAUUAUGUUUUGUUUACGAAUUUAUACGUGUAAGGUGAAGUACAACAUGAUUGUUAUAAUUUAUGUUUAAUUAACUCUAUAAACGUUUAGGUCUUGUGCUUUAUGACAAAAGUACUUUAA
This is a messenger RNA of Bursaphelenchus okinawaensis, 624 nucleotides long. The record is from the annotation of a GenBank genome assembly. Lineage: Eukaryota; Metazoa; Nematoda; Chromadorea; Rhabditida; Aphelenchoididae.